Molecule: messenger RNA, 1045 nt
Organism: Brachypodium distachyon (stiff brome)
Lineage: Eukaryota; Viridiplantae; Streptophyta; Magnoliopsida; Poales; Poaceae
Exons: 1
Coding region: 419-931 (170 amino acids)
Source: RefSeq, a predicted model, not a curated record
AGAAAAUAGUUUUUUUUUGCCGAGAAAAAGAACCGGUUUCCAGGGUGCUAAGAAAACAGUUUCCAGAAGAAAAAAAACCAGUUUCCAGGGAGCCUGUAUAAAAAAAAAACAGAUUACAGUGAGCCUUGUCAAAGAAAAAGGAAGAGAGAGAGAGAGUCUUGGCCAGGCACACGGGCUCCAGGGCACCGACCAAAGAGCCCCAAUGUCUCCCGGCCUUGAUUCUAGAACAUUGACCGUGGACCGGUGAAAACCCGAUACUGCACAUGCGGGCUUUUGGAAGCUCUCGCAGCCCGAGUCGGAGAGGGGUCUGAUUUCCGAAUCGAUCUCAUCUAGGGCGAGACCAUAAGGCAAGAGUCAGCAAGAGAACCAACAAACCCCAAUCUGCGGUCGAUUUCGGGAGAGGAAAUAAAAAAUAUCGAUGGCGAGUUCAUCUCAGAAGGCGCCGCCGAUGCCCGUCGUCGGUGCUGCAAAGGAGAAGGCCACCGUAGAUCCGGGGUCGGAGAAGAAGAGUAAGGAAAAGGCGCCGGCGGCGCCCGCAAAAGGCGGCAAGAAGACGAAGAAGAUUUUAAUGCCGCCAUCUCACUUGGACUAUCUUGAGUCAGUCGUGCUCGACAAGGGCGAGCCUUUACUGCCAAUUGAUGAAAAGUUGUUUGAAGAUUUCAAGGCGCUCAUCCCCAACGGAGAACAAUUCAUGGCGGACCGAGGCUUCACGCUGGAGAACUACCGUACGCUUGCGGCCUUCGAUGACUACAUGGAAAAGGCCAACCUCGAAUUGCUGUCGGAGGUCCGUGACGAGUAUCAAAAGAAGGGCUACGUCGAGAUGGAGGUGCCUGACGAUGAGGAAGAAGUAACUUCUCUUGGAAAGGCUAGGAGGAGGUUUCGUCCAGGAGUAGCUAAGAAUGCAAGAGGCAGAGUCAGCAAGUUGAACUGAUCGACCAUCCUUUGGGCUUAUCUGUAUCAGUAGUGUGUGAUAUGACUGACUGCUUCAUAGUCAGAGAUGAUUGUCCUGUCCUAUUCUUGCUUAAUUAUAUUGAUUCCUACUCAA